Molecule: messenger RNA, 2525 nt
Organism: Silurus meridionalis
Lineage: Eukaryota; Metazoa; Chordata; Actinopteri; Siluriformes; Siluridae
Gene: tnfsf11
Product: TNF superfamily member 11
Exons: 4
Coding region: 580-1347 (255 amino acids)
Biological process (GO): immune response
Cellular component (GO): membrane
Molecular function (GO): tumor necrosis factor receptor binding
Source: RefSeq, a predicted model, not a curated record
AAAGCCAAAAUAUCAGUGCUGGUUACUGUAUAUAUUAGAAAAUACUAAUACAAAAACCUAUAAUAAAGGCAUUAUCAUUUGCAUUAAUAGUAAUGAACAGCAUUUAAUAUUGCAUCUGUAGACUCAAAAAAGUACUGAAUUGUUUCAGCGUCCAUGGGAUGGUGUUCCUUCAGAGAUGUGCACCUUAUACCUUCAGUGUGUAUCUUUCUUGUCUCUUGUAUGCUCAAGGGGGAAUCUGUUGUACUUUUGGUGUAUGUUUUACGUGCAGUAAAGUCUACCAUGUAAAUAUACAUCAGUGGACUUUGAAAUCGCCUGUAGUUACACUAUAUUUAUAUCGUCAUGUAGUUCAGGUACAGAAGGUGUACCCUUGUGAGAAUUUUGUGUGUUUUUUUAAGUGUAAAUAUCCAUGAGAGAGUCACCGAGGUUGUAAACGUACUGUGCAGCUCCCGAGUCCGCUGGUAUCUGAUUGGCUGAGUGUGGGAACAGCCGCGCGGCCGCUUUGCCCACCCACCGUUUAUAUAGCAAUCCGCGCACAUUAGCGACUUCCUGCACCGAGGAGGCUAUUAGAAGCGCGCGCUCAUGGCAGCUAAUGAUUAUCGCGGUUACCUGCGGAACCAUAUGGACAUGGAGCAAGGGGGUUCACGCUUCCAGCCGCCGACUCAGAGCACCCACAGGCCGCUGAUUUUCGGCACGCUGGCCGUCAUGGGACUGCUGCAGGUCGCGUCCAGUGUCACAAUUCUGCUGCACUUGACCGGUUAUCUGCGCGAGGUUGACCUUUCUUCAGCUCAGCCUAUAGAGGAAGUUCAUUCUGAACCUAUAAUUGCUGAUCCAUUCAAAGAGAUCAAGAAAAAGGAAAGAUCCAGAAAAAAAGAUCCAACCCCCAUAGCGCACCUUUCUGUCAAGACCCCCAUGGAUUUCGCAAGCACCGACCCCAAUGUUUUGACCACUGUCCACUGGAACCAGUUUCACGGCACUCUGAAAAAGGUCAAAUACCACGAUGGACGAUUUGUGAUGGAGGAACAAGGAUUGUACUACAUGUAUGCCAAGACCUGUUUUCGGUACGCCCCUGAUCAUGCCUCAAAGAAGCAGGAUGUUAGCAACGUCCAACUGAUUCAGUAUAUUUUUCAUGAGAGUCACACCCAGACAAAACUCAAACCCGUGCUGCUUUCAAAGAGCGGUGCUACGUUUAAUUUUAGUGACCCGAAGUAUAACAUGUACUGUGUGCAACAGGGGAGAAGUGUCCAGUUGAAACAAAGCGACGGCCUUUUUGUCAACGUGUCCAAUUCAUGGCUGUUGGAUCCAGAGCCAGAGGGGACUUACUUUGGUGUUUUUAAAUUGAGCACCUGACUUUUGUUUUUAUUUUUGCUACUGAACUGGUUUUAUGCACAUUUUACAACCUUAUGAACAAUUUCAACAUGACCAAGAACCACUGAGCACUUAUAUUUUAGAUCACUGACUUCUGACUUUUUUUUUCAAUAUUGAUUUAUAUUGUACAUCAUUAAGGGCACAUCAGAAUUCUUACUGUUCAUUUUGUUCUAAAAGUUUUGGCAUGUUAACAUUAACUGCCACAGUCGGAUAAGACGGCAUUUCUACUUCACUAUGGACUUCACUUGCUCUCUAUACUUUUGGACAACCUUGCAGUAACAAACUGAGGCAAGCUCUGUUUGUUUGCGAGUGUUAAAUUUAAGAUAUAUGACACCUGAUAAUUACCCAGGGUCGUUACAAGCUCAAGGGUUUGCUGUAAGUAACGGUCAGAUUUUGGCACUGCUACAGCGGCAAUAGGUGGUCACUUGUGGAAAUGUUUUUGUUCCAGUUUCGCGACACUCUAUACUGGGUUUUGUUUUGUAUACUAAUAACCAACGUUUCAAGAGUUAAAACAGGUAUAUUAAGCAGGUAAAAUGCAUAUGCAGUACAGUCCUCUCUGAUCUGCAAACCACUGUUUAAAACCUUCAACUUAAAUUUUAGUCAUGGUUUAGCAAGCUGAAGUCCUCGAGCAGAUUUGGCACUGAUCUCCCAAUUUAAUGCAACUUUAGAAGAUUAACAAAAAGCCUGUCAAAGGUCUGCAUCAUGCUAACCUGGAUAUAUUAAUGGGAAUUUUUUUUAGGUUAUACGAAAUUUCUUUGAGAAAACAAAAGAAUAUCAAAGAUAGCUGGACUGUCUUUUAGUCAUUGUGAGAGCUAAAUAGAUCAACAUGAAUACAGUGAACCAAACUGAGUUUGGUACAUGCUAAUUUAAAGAGUUGUUUUUCAUUUCACUUCUUUAGGAGAAAAUGAGAAAAUGCACUAAAUGUAUUUAUUUAUUUUUAUGAUGAAAAAGAUGGACAUUUGUAAAAUGUUCUGUCUUAUUCUCAAACUCUUGUACAGUGUGUAUGUCUGCCUAAGCUCAAUUCUUUACACAGGUUUUGGAUGACACGCAUUGACUGUUGGUCAGUUGUAGAUGCGCUUUUUUUCUGCAAAUGAUGGAAGCACAGGGCUUCUUUUAAACUUUAUUUCGAGUGGUUUCUCAAUAAAGAAACUUUGUAUUUA